AUGGCACCAGACAUAUCGAAAUCCCUGCCAAAAUCAGUAACAGAAAACGAUCUUGAGCACUUUCGGCAGGAAUGGCGUGCAGAAGUCGAACUCAGAAAGUCUCGUGCGCAGCAGCUCGAUGAUCAUUCGAGCCAGGCUUCCAAUGCAAGGGACAACAGGCUGCAUGUGGACGACUCGACGCAAACUACGACUUUGAGCCUUGAGAAUAUAGAGCAUUCUUUUCUAGAGUUGAGCUUGAGUGAACAGUUAAACAGAGAAAAGAAGGAAGCAGAGUGUGAUGGUGUCCCCAGGACUGCAUUGGAAUAUUAUGUCCGUGCUGUUGCUAAUGAACGAGAGGGGAACUUGAAUGAAGCGAUAAAGGGCUAUAAAAAAGCGAUAGCACUUGAUUCCGACAUCGAACAUAUCUAUCGUAAUCACUUUAAUGUCGACUCCCGUGACUCUCAACUCGAGAAUCAGACACUAUCCAACCAACGUUUACCUCAAAUAGACGGUGAUUCGCUCUUACCCCCCGGAUAUAGCGCUGAUGAGCUCGGCUAUACUAGUUCCUCCCGCUCUUCAAUAUACACGUACAUGAAUUCGCUCCUUAAUUCCUUUCAUGAAGGCUCAUUAGACUAUAUUCCUCUCAAACCCAAUAGUAUUGUGCAUAUAUCCAAAUUACCUAACGAAUUAAUAGUAAAUAUUUUGAAAACAUUGAUCUUUGAAGAUGUGAGGGGUGUUACAAGGUGCGCAUUGGUAUGCAAGAAAUUUUGUUUGUUAUCAUACGAGAAUUCUGUGUGGCGAUUCCUGUGUGAGAUUGCACAUUGCGGGUGGAACUUGUCUCUUACUGCGUCCACUCUGGUGUUAAAGAAGGACGUAUUGAAUUACGACAACAAUUGGAGGAGAAUGUUUAUUGAAAGACCCAGAAUACGAUAUGAUGGGGUAUACAUAUCCAGAUGCGCAUAUCCAAGAGCGGGCUCUGAUGAAAAUGCCUGGACUCAACCGAUUCACGUUGUAAUAUAUCAUCGAUUCCUAAGGUUCUAUGCAGACGGUAGUUGCACUAGUUUGUUGACUACCAGAGAACCGAAAUCGGUUGUUUACACAUUAGGACCUGAUUUCAGGUCAAAACAACUCAUGGCGGGCCAGUGGGGAUUCGAUGUCGAGAGUAGUACCGUCAACAUUGAACUUAAAGAUUUGGAUCUCCCAAAUCACACGUUUUACAUGACAUUGGAGCUAGAAUCGACACAUCGUGGUAAACACAACAAGUUACUAUUGCAUGAGUAUACGUGUGUUAAUAAUCUGACUAAUUGUGGGGAUAAUGUGAAAAUGGGCCGCGAGAGACCAUUUUUCUUCAGCAGGGUAGCCACAUAUCCUGUUGGGUGGUAA
Molecule: messenger RNA, 1362 nt
Organism: Paraglomus brasilianum
Lineage: Eukaryota; Fungi; Glomeromycota; Glomeromycetes; Paraglomerales; Paraglomeraceae
Source: the annotation of a GenBank genome assembly